AUGGCGCCCACCAUUAGCCUCGUUUUUGGUGGCCUCGCCGCAACUUACGUGUUUCUCCGCGUGUUGUUGAGCUUCACACAAGACAAGAGAGAGCCGCCCGCCAUCCUGACAGAUAUCCCGUUUAUUCAGCCCUUGGUGGGCAUGAUCCGGGAAAAGUCCCGCUUCCACAUCCGUCUGAGGGACGAACAUCGGCUGCCGAUUUACACGCUGCGGCUGCCGUUCCAACGCAUGUACAUCGUCAACGCCACGGAUCUGAUCCCCGUAAUCCAAAAGCAAUGGCGUCUUAUCAGCUUCGCUUCCAUCGCCGCCGAUGCUGGCAACGUUGUGGGCAUGAGCAAGGGGGCUGUGGAAGUCAUGAAGCGCGACCUAACGAGUGAGCACGGCUUCAGCACCAGCUGGCCCAAGUUCAUCAUGCCGGCCAUGGCCCCCGGUGCCGACCUGGACGCCAUCAACCGCCGCGCCAUUGAGGUCUACGUUGCCGAGAUGGCCAAGCUACGUGCCUCAAGCGGUGCUGACCUGAAGUUCGGCCUGUGGCAGUGGUCUCGCAAGUUGAUGGUGGACUCGACGACAGAAGCGGUUUGGGGUCCUCAAAACCCUUACCGGGACCCCGAAGUCUCUGAAGCCUGGAGGCUUUUUGAGACAGGCUUUCUCACGCUAUCGAUGUUCCCAAUGGCCUGGCUCUUCUUUCCCAAGUUGCACCAAGCGCGUGAGAUUGCUGCCAAGGCCAUGAUCAAGUACAUGCGCAAUGGCGGCUACAAGGAAGGAUCCGGCCUUGUUCGCAAGAGAGUCGAGCAUCACGGCGAGUUGUUCGGCCUGUCCACCGACGACAUCGGCCGUGGAGAGCUUGGCAAUGCGUUUGCGGUCCUCGGCAACACGACUCCGUGUGCGCUGUGGGUACUGUACCAGAUCUUCUCAGACAGCCAGGUGCUGUCCGAUGUCCGUGCCGAGCUUUCUGCCCUUGUGACCGAGGGCCAAGAUGAAGACGGCACCCCGACCAGCUCCCUCGACCUUGCCGCUAUCAAGGAGGCCUGCCCAAUUUUGCUGAGCACCUUCCAAGAAACUCUGCGCUUCCGUGCGGUGAACCCUGGCCCACGUGUUCUUCUCGAGGACGUUCUGAUCGACGCCGGUGGCAGUGAGCCUCUUUUACUCAAGAAAGGGGCCAUGCUUAUGACCCCGGCUCUGGUUCAGCACAGCGACACCAACGCUUGGGGUGACGACGCAACCCAAUUCAACCACAAGCGCUUUGCACCGCAAACACUGGCGCCGGGGGAGAAGCCUGCGAAGAAGCCCAACCGUGUUGCCUUCCGUGCAUUCGGUGGCGGCCACGUGCUGUGCCCCGGACGGCACUUUGCGAGCACGGAGAUUCUGUCUCUUGCCUCACUGUUGGUCCUGCAGUUUGACAUUGUGCCUGUUGCGGGCAAGUGGCCCACGCCGACGUGGGAGAACUCCCCUUUGCAGGCUGGGUUCCCAGUCAUUGACGAGGAUAUUCCCAUCGAGCUGCACCCCCGGGACCCGGAGCGUAAGUGGCGGGUUUCGUACUCGGGGACGGAUAAGGCGAUGGAUAUCGUGUCGGAAGAUAUCGACGCGGGAGGAAGGGGAGCACUUUAG
Dichotomopilus funicola is the source of this 1608-nucleotide messenger RNA. Its product is annotated as cholesterol 7-alpha-monooxygenase. The coding region runs from base 1 to 1608 and encodes 535 amino acids. The record is from RefSeq and is a predicted model, not a curated record. NCBI's taxonomy places the organism in Eukaryota, Fungi, Ascomycota, Sordariomycetes, Sordariales, Chaetomiaceae. Gene Ontology annotation, molecular function: oxidoreductase activity, acting on paired donors, with incorporation or reduction of molecular oxygen; heme binding; iron ion binding. The transcript has 2 exons.